Messenger RNA from Lactuca virosa, 303 nucleotides. The record is from the annotation of a GenBank genome assembly. Lineage: Eukaryota; Viridiplantae; Streptophyta; Magnoliopsida; Asterales; Asteraceae.
AUGAAUCAGCAACCACAGCUUCAGCACAGAUCAUCACCAAAAAUCGCCAUCGUCAUCACCAAGAACUACCGCCACCUGACCCAUAAGAAAAAAACUCCACUGGAGAAGCAUCGCCCUGACUUCGCCGCCAGUCGCCGAUUGUUUCAACGCGUGAACCAACCGGAGCCCAAGCACUACCCGUCACUACCAGUUCUGAUGACGCUUAUCCGACAGCUGCGCCCGAGGCGGCUGGGACCAAGUACCACCGGUCCUCAGCACCUCCGACCCCUGUUCUCCAACCUGAAGCUGCCGUCCGGAGUUUAA